Molecule: messenger RNA, 817 nt
Organism: Linum trigynum
Lineage: Eukaryota; Viridiplantae; Streptophyta; Magnoliopsida; Malpighiales; Linaceae
Source: the annotation of a GenBank genome assembly
GCCUAAGGUGGAGACUCUUCCCAUCUGGGUGAGGUUCUCUGGCAUCCCGUUGGAGUAUAAUUCCCUUGAGGGGUUAGAGUGGUUCGUGAGUACUGUGGGUCUGCCACUUCAUAUGGAUAUGUCAACUAGAAUUGGGGCUCAGCUCGGCGUUGCUAGGGCUUGCCCGGAGAUGAGUGCUAAUUAGGGGUUCCCCAGCUUGGUUCGUUUGUAUCUUGAUGAGGAAUCGGAUUUUGAGGUGAGUGUGGUGUAUAGCCAUCUGCCUCCUAUUUGUCCUAACUGUGAGAUGUUUGGUCAUAAUUUUCUAAGCAACUGCUACAAUGGUAAGGUUUGGGUUCAGAAAGCUAAGCAAAGCAAGAAAUCAGAUAAGGUUUCAAAUCCUCAGGUAGUUUCUGAAGGGGAGGUAGUGAAGGAAGUGCCCAAUCUUGUCAUGGAUAAAGGAAAGGCUAUUGUCACUGAAGCUGAUUCUGUGAGUUCGUCAUCCCUGUUUGAAAGUGGGGGAAGCAAUGUAUUUCAUGUUCUUGGGGGUGUUGAACCAGAGCGGGUUUUGAUAGAGUCCUCUCCCAUUGGUACAAUGAGUUUUGCAAAGGUGGUUCGUGGGUCACCUUUUAGUUUAGGGAGCUCCAAUCCUGCUCUGCAAGUAGAUCCUGUGGAGUCAGAUUUCUCUGCUGUGGCCACUCUUGCAGAUCAGGGAGAGACAGCUCCUGAGGCAGAGAUGAGGUUCCAUUCGUUGGGUAAGAAGAAAGUAGGAAAGGGUGGUGGAAAAGUUGGAGGAGGGAUCGAGGUAGAAUAAAGAGAUGAAUACAUUAACUUGGAAUAU